Messenger RNA from Lingula anatina, 9674 nucleotides. RefSeq lists its product as uncharacterized. The record is from RefSeq and is a predicted model, not a curated record. Gene Ontology annotation, cellular component: nucleus. Lineage: Eukaryota; Metazoa; Brachiopoda; Lingulata; Lingulida; Lingulidae. Gene Ontology annotation, biological process: positive regulation of transcription by RNA polymerase II.
AUUAAAGCAAUAGCCUGGUUUCCUUAUUGGGAACCGGAGUGACAGACGGGUUAUUUAUCACCCUGUGAUGUCACUGGGGUUUUGAGGAAGAGAGCAGAGGCACACAGAUAAAGCAGUCAGAGAGGGUGAAGCACUUGUAUUCUCCUCAGUCAUUUUUACUUUGCGAAAAAGAAAUAUACCAGAGUGAAGAAACCCAAAGGACAGAGAGAUAACUGAGAACAAUACCAGAGAUAGACCAGAAUAUUAACAGACAGAAGAUAGCCAAGCACCUUAAGGAUCUCUUAGAAUUCAAGAGGUGCUCCCAGAUAACUCGGGGAACCCAUUAGGACCCGGAGCUCAGGUACAACAGAUAGCAUCACACACAAAGAUAAUGAUGAGAUGAAAGGUAAUUCCACUCAGGGCUAGUUGACUUCAGACAUUCCACAGAUAUGCCUCUUCAAGUUAAGGUGUCUUUUGCCAAGACUAAAGGGAAUGCCACCUUUCCUUGCAAAAACUGCAAUUAUGUGACAAAACACAAAAUUCUUCUACAGAGGCACCUAAGGCGAUGUCUCCCCAAGGGUAGCGAGGGCAGUAAUAAAGGAGGCGUGAAAGAACCCAGUCGCAAGCCUUUUGUGCGUCAGUAUACCUGCCACUGUGCCUUUUCAACCAAAAAAUCCAAGUUGUUUCUUAUUCACCAGAAGGAUGCCCAUGGAGAGGACUUUCCUAUUUAUGCCUGUGAUAUUUGCGAAUAUGCAUCAAGAUACAAAGACAAGGUGUUUAGACAUAGGAGUAUGAUUCAUAAAAAUAGCUCACCUCCGUCUGGUGAUCUCUUAUUGGAUCCUGGAUCAGGGGCAGCAAACCAUGCAAUAAAAUCUCAGGGAGAGUCAACCAAUCAUGGGCCUUCACCACCUUCUGCAACAGUGACACCUCCUAGUGAGAAACGGUCCCGUCGAAAACCUGCAGUUGUAAGACGAAUUAGUCAGACAACUCGUAAAAUGGAACAUGAGAUUGAGGCAGAGACAGGGGAUGUUUUGGAUGUGGAGGCUGCUAUCGCUGAGAAUGAAGAAUUUGAUGAUGAGGAAUUUUUGGUGGCCCAAAUGGAGAGCCCCAGUGAUGAUCAUGAGAAUGAUGCAGACGAUGACGAGGAUGCCACUAAGCAAAAUGGUGUCAAGCAUACUUCAUCAUCCACUUCCACUGCAAAUGUAACAAGUGAUCCUGAAGUUACCUCAAAACUGCAGGAACUUGUGAUCGAUGGCUGCGUGCAGUGGAAGUGCAUUCUCUGUACAUACACCCAUGCGACUCGCUAUAAAGUUGCUAGGCAUGUCAAGCAGGUUCACCUCAGCGCCAAGACUUAUUCUUGCCAGUUUUGUAGCUUUUCCACACAAAAGAGAAUUGAUUUUGUCCUCCACAAAGCCAAGCAUUCCAACAAGCAGACUUACCAGUGUCAGGAGUGCCAGUACUCCACCACGCUAAGGGCUAACCUGGACCGCCAUAUGUUGAACCAUGGUGGCUCAGGUCCUUUCAAGUGUAACCUGUGUAGCUACACUGCUCAAAGUCUGGGAAGAAUAAGGGCACACGAGGCCUGUUACCACAGUGACCAGGGGUCUGCAGAUGAGCAAGAUAGCCUGUCAGAUUCACCUGCUAAUUUGGUGAUUGAUGAGCAAGGGCCAUUGGUGAUUGAUGAAGAUGCUAACAGCAUGGAGAUGGAUGAGAACGAAAAUUCCACCAGUUCUUGCAUCUGUAUUGUGUGUGGGUACAAAGCACGUUGUCCUGCUAAGUUACAGGAUCAUCUGCUUUCUCACAUGAAUGAUGCAGAAUACACGUGUGAUCUGUGCGAGUUGCGUUACAAGCGCUCCUCAGACCUUAACCGCCACAUGAAGAAGAAACACGGUGUCCGUCUCAAGGAUUAUAUCACUCAUAAGCGUCGCCUAGAAGACACUGGUUUCAAUGACGACACUGAUGACACUGGUGAUGGUGAUGGAUCCGGAUCUGGGGCACCACUCAAUCUCUCUGCCAAAGUGCCUCGUCUUGACGGUGCCUCUUCAUCAGAAGACCAGCCCCUAGAUCUUUCCAUGAAGACCUCCCCCUCCAGUACCCCAUUGAAGUCAGUUUUGCACCAGCCUAUGUUGAACCUCAAGUGCAGCCAUUGUUCCUACAUGGCAAAAUGGCCAAGUGACCUUAGACGCCACCUGAAGGUCCAUUCCAUUGACAAACGUUUCAAGUGCAUGUUCUGCUGGAAGAGAUACAAAUACCAGGGAGAUGUUAAUGCUCAUAUGAAGAAGACCCACAAUUACUAUGCCACUGGGAAGAGUGGCAGUAAAACUGUGCUAGCAGACACCACUGAUGACACCACCGGCACCACAGCUACCACUACCUCAGUGCCCAGUGGUGCCACCACCAGUACUCCCAAUGCCUCAUCCUCCUCAGGCAGCUACAUUUGUCCCGAGUGUGGAUACGUGGCAGUGUACCAAUCAGCUCUGGAACGCCACAUGCGUCUCCACACAGGAGAGAAGCCGUACCAGUGCACAUACUGCAGUUAUGCCACCAGCUGGCGUGGAGANAACUUUGAUUACUCAGGGCUAGUUGACUUCAGACAUUCCACAGAUAUGCCUCUUCAAGUUAAGGUGUCUUUUGCCAAGACUAAAGGGAAUGCCACCUUUCCUUGCAAAAACUGCAAUUAUGUGACAAAACACAAAAUUCUUCUACAGAGGCACCUAAGGCGAUGUCUCCCUAAGGGUAGUGAGGGCAGUAAUAAAGGAGGCGUGAAAGAACCCAGUCGCAAGCCUUUUGUGCGUCAGUAUACCUGCCACUGUGCCUUUUCAACCAAAAAAUCCAAGUUGUUUCUUAUUCACCAGAAGGAUGCCCAUGGAGAGGACUUUCCUAUUUAUGCCUGUGAUAUUUGUGAAUAUGCAUCAAGAUACAAAGACAAGGUGUUUAGACAUAGGAGUAUGAUUCAUAAAAACAGCUCACCUCCGUCUGGUGAUCUCUUAUUGGAUCCUGGAUCAGGGGCAGCAAACCAUGCAAUAAAAUCUCAGGGAGAGUCAACCAAUCAUGGGCCUUCACCACCUUCUGCAACAGUGACACCUCCUAGUGAGAAACGGUCCCGUCGAAAACCUGCAGUUGUAAGACGAAUUAGUCAGACAACUCGUAAAAUGGAACAUGAGAUUGAGGCAGAGACAGGGGAUGUUUUGGAUGUGGAGGCUGCUAUCGCUGAGAAUGAAGAAUUUGAUGAUGAGGAAUUUUUGGUGGCCCAAAUGGAGAGCCCCAGUGAUGAUCAUGAGAAUGAUGCAGACGAUGACGAGGAUGCCACUAAACAAAAUGGUGUCAAGCAUACUUCAUCAUCCACUUCCACUGCAAAUGUAACAAGUGAUCCUGAAGUUACCUCAAAACUGCAGGAACUUGUGAUCGAUGGCUGCGUGCAGUGGAAAUGCAUUCUCUGUACAUACACCCAUGCCACUCGCUAUAAAGUUGCUAGGCAUGUCAAGCAGGUUCACCUCAGCGCCAAGACUUAUUCUUGCCAGUUUUGUAGCUUUUCCACACAAAAGAGAAUUGAUUUUGUCCUCCACAAAGCCAAGCAUUCCAACAAGCAGACUUACCAGUGUCAGGAGUGCCAGUACUCCACCACGCUAAGGGCUAACCUGGACCGUCAUAUGUUGAACCAUGGUGGCUCAGGCCCUUUCAAGUGUAACCUGUGUAGCUACACUGCUCAAAGUCUGGGAAGAAUAAGGGCACACGAGGCCUGUUACCACAGUGACCAGGGGUCUGCAGAUGAGCAAGAUAGCCUGUCAGAUUCACCUGCUAAUUUGGUGAUUGAUGAGCAAGGGCCGUUGGUGAUUGAUGAAGAUGCUAACAGCAUGGAGAUGGAUGAGAACGAAAAUUCCACCAGUUCUUGCAUCUGUAUUGUGUGUGGGUACAAAGCACGUUGUCCUGCUAAAUUACAGGAUCAUCUGCUUUCUCACAUGAAUGAUGCAGAAUACACUUGUGAUCUGUGCGAGUUGCGUUACAAGCGCUCCUCAGACCUUAACCGCCACAUGAAGAAGAAACACGGUGUCCGUCUCAAGGAUUAUAUCACUCAUAAGCGUCGCCUGGAAGACACUGGUUUCAAUGACGACACUGAUGACACUGGUGAUGGUGAUGGAUCCGGAUCUGGGGCACCACUCAAUCUCUCUGCCAAAGUGCCUCGUCUUGACGGUGCCUCUUCAUCAGAAGACCAGCCCCUAGAUCUUUCCAUGAAGACCUCUCCCUCCAGUACCCCACUGAAGUCAGUUUUGCACCAGCCUAUGUUGAACCUCAAGUGCAGCCAUUGUUCCUACAUGGCAAAAUGGCCAAGUGACCUUAGACGCCACCUGAAGGUCCAUUCCAUUGACAAACGUUUCAAGUGCAUGUUCUGCUGGAAGAGAUACAAAUACCAGGGAGACGUUAAUGCUCAUAUGAAGAAGACCCACAAUUACUAUGCCACUGGGAAGAGUGGCAGUAAAACUGUGCUAGCAGACACCACUGAUGACACCACCGGCACCACAGCUACCACUACCUCAGUGCCCAGUGGUGCCACCACCAGUACUCCCAAUGCCUCAUCCUCCUCAGGCAGCUACAUUUGUCCCGAGUGUGGAUACGUGGCAGUGUACCAAUCAGCUCUGGAACGCCACAUGCGUCUCCACACAGGAGAGAAGCCGUACCAGUGCACAUACUGCAGUUAUGCCACCAGCUGGCGUGGGGACCUCAAGCGCCAUUUUGAAAAGCAUCAUCAAGAGGACAUGACUGUUUCCAUUGAUGUUGCCAUGGCACAAGUGGAGCAGAAGAUCAUCAAUGAGAAGCUGCUGAACCCACAGAAUGGAACCCUCAGAAUGAAUAAUGUGAGCAGUGAUAACAUGAGUGGGGGUUCUGUGAGUCACGAGACCACCCCCUCUACCUCCACAGCAGAUUCUACAAAUGCAGGGGAGAUUAAGUGCCCAAUGUGUCCAUACACUGCGAGGGCACCCUCAAAGAUGAAGGCUCAUAUAGCCAUCCAUGAGAACCUGAAAAUGUUUAAGUGCCCAGAAUGUGGUCAGAGGGCCAACUGGAAAUGGGACAUCCAGAAACACAUGAGAAAAGAGCACCCUGACCGUGAUGUGCAGGAUGUCAUACAGCUGACAGAAGAGGAAGCCCGUGCCACUCUGACAGAUUAUCUAGAAUCUGUGGCAAACCGUGACUAUGCGCGAGCAGCUGGGAAUCGUUCCUAUGCAAACCAGCCUGUGGGAAGUCAACCACGACCCUAUCGAUGCUCACUGUGUGAACGGAAGUCCAGAUGGAAAUGGGACAUAGCAAAGCACAUCCAGAGCUCUCACCCUGGAGAUGAGGAUGCAGUUGUUUUAGAGGAAAAUGAAGAUGGCAGCAUGAUUCCAGUUGAUGUUGAUCUAGACAUGGAGACCAGUGUGGAUGCCCAGACUGCUCUGGAAACCAUGUCCAAUAUGUCUGAUGCCUCCUAUAACAGCAGCACUGUGGAACUCUCUGAACAUCAAGAUCAAGCCUCAGUGAAUUCCUUUGACACUUCUUACUCUAAUGAGCUAACACCAAGCAAAUUCAGUGGCUACUCUACCCCAUCUUCAAAGUCUGGUAGUCAUCCAACAGGGGACGAGAGGCCACUGAGGUGCUCUAUUUGCAACAGAAGGUCAAAUUGGAAAUGGGAUUUGAAAAAGCACAUUGAGAAGCAGCAUCCUGGCCAAGAGGGUGAAGUGAUUGAUGAUCGCCCAGCUCCAAAAGACAACCGCACUCCUGAUAGCACACCAGGAAAGGGUAAACAGGUAGCUCAGAAUGUUGACCCAAACACAAUGGAAGAUCUUAGACCAUAUAAGUGCUCCAAGUGCAGUCGGAGAUCCAACUGGAACAGCGACAUCAACCGUCAUAUAAGGAUGCGUCACCCAGGAACCGAUGCCCAUGUGGUAAAGUUAUGGGAUAAGGCUAAAUUGUACCCAGCUCCCAGUCAUAGUAAUAGCCCCAGUCAAGUGGGUCGAGGGAAUGAUAAUGACAGCCCAUCCGUGGUGGUUGAUCGGCGACCCUUUAAGUGUUCACUAUGCUCUAGGAGAUCAAACUGGAAAUGGGAUCUGAACAAGCAUAUUCGUCUUGUGCACCAAGGCACUGAUGCCUAUGUAAUAGAAGUGUACAAGCAAGGGGAGACUAAUUCUGAUGAUAAUGAAAAUUCUAUGAAUGGGAGUAGUACUGGGAGCCUGGACUUAUCAAGCUCAAUGAAUAGUGGUACCACAGACCCUCCUGUACUUAUCCCAGAACCCAACUUAAAUCUUCCAAAAAACUUGGAUGCGACUGCUGACAGCCCGCCUGAGAUAGAAAUUGAACGUGCUGCAGAUGAUUCACCAUCAGCCUCUAACACGGAGCUGGGAAAUUUUCGUAUUUUCAAGUGCUCCAUUUGCAGUCAGCAGUCGAGAUGGAUAACUGUUAUUAAGAGGCAUAUUGCAGCAAAACACCCCCAUGCACACAUGAUCAGAAUUCCUCCAAAAAUGGAAGCUGUGAAGAAGCCACAAGUUUAUGUAUCCCAGAAUGCACAAACCAGACCCAGGUUUCUUUCCAAACCUUCACCACUGCCUGUUGCAUCAGGUGGUCAUCAUAGCAACAAAGGAUCUGAAUCAUCACCAGUGAAAGCAGAAGUACACAUAAUAGGAGAUGAUGAUAAAGACCAGCGUCCAUUUAAAUGUUCCCUCUGUGGAAAACGCUCCAACUGGAAAUGGGAUCUGAACAAACACAUUCGUGUUCUCCACCCAAAUUCCAAUGCCUAUGUUAUCGAGCAGCAUGACCUACAGUCCAAGUCAAAAAUUGCAUAUCUCAACCAACAUGACAUACACAACACUAAGCGGUUUCGAUGCUCUUCCUGCAUCUACAGGUCCAACUGGCGCAGUGACAUUGUGAGACACAUUCGCAGGCGGCACAAGGGGAAAGGUUCCAUACAAGUGAUGAGCCAGAAAGAGGCUGCCAACUCUUUGGCAGACUACUGCCAGAUUGCCAGGAGGAAAUUCAGCUUGCCUGCUGCACUAGCAGCUCAGGCAGCCCUGAAUGACUCCAAGAAAGAGAACACUGCGUCUUCGCCAGAUCCAAAUAAAAAGGCAAGAGUAUGGAAGUGUGCAAGGUGCUCCUUCAAGAACACCCACCGUGAGGUUGUUAUAGACCAUGUGAAAAUGCAUGCUGCACAGUUCAAGCAGUGGAAAUGUUCAUCUUGCAGCUUUGCAUCAGUCUUCAGAAAUUCUGUACGUAGACAUAUUCGUAAGAAGCACAGCAGUGAUCCCUCUGUUUCUGUCAUAGCAAACCCAAAUUUUACAGGAGAAAGAAAAGCUGUGCAGGUGUCAGGAGAAACGAAAGAGGCUGACAGUAUGACAACAUCCUCACCAGAGCAAGGGGGCCAGGGGCAAGGACUCCCAUCUUUGAGUCAGCGUAGUUUUCGUUGUAAGCUCUGUGGCCAUGCUUCCAAUUGGAAAAAUGCCAUUUUCCGCCACCUGAGAGAGAAACACAAGAUUCAAGACUAUCAGCAUUGUGAGGAAGGGAACUUUGAAGUUCUGCUUACAAGAAUGAACAGAGCUAUUUCCACAGAUUUCUUGAGUCCUGAUACGCCCAUACCACAAAAUCAAUCUCUCACCUCACCAAAGCCACUACCCAUUGAUUCAAGUCCUGCCAAGCCUGUAAUCAGACACAAAAAAUACCAAUGCAACAUUUGUCCGUAUCGUUCUGAUAAGAAAAACCUUUUUAAGAUGCACAGGACCCACCACAAACCCAGUGCCUUGAACAACCACAAGUGCAAAUACUGCCCGUACUAUGUUUGUGUCCCCCGUCUACUUAUACAGCACCACCGAAUGCACCAGGCAGCAAAGGUAGAACAUAUUCAGCAUAUUGUUCCUGCAGUGAAGCAUCCCAGCCCUCCAAAGAAACAACGCACCACAAGUGUCUCAACGGGUGGUGACAAGAGGUACAAGUGUAACGUGUGUCCGUACAACACCAACUCAAGGCAUGACUUUCUGUACCACAAACAGUUUCACAGGCCCAAGCCAACGGCUCCUUUUAAAUGCCAGUACUGUAAUUACUGGGUCAGCCGAAAGAGAUUGCUGCGACAACAUAUGAAGUACCAUAUACAGUUUGGGGAUGUGGAAGAUGUCAAGGCUUCGGGCCCCUCUGAUCAGGAGUAUGAAGAAUCCCUGUGUGAGUCCUAUGCUGAGAUGGAUGUAGUUGAGGCUGCUGGAUACAAGCAUGACAUUAUUAGCUCACGUGUUUUGAGCGUGCCCCUGCGUUCCAACCAAGCUGGCCCAGAGUUAGAAAUGAAGAUUGAAAAGAUUGAGCCUGUUGUUCACAGCAAUAGUAGUAGUAGUAGUGUUACACCUGCUGCUAAAACCUCAGGGAAGCUGCAUAAGUGCAAGUACUGCCCGUACACUAACGUUCGUAGCGUGAAUCUUCGCAUGCAUGAAGGAAUGCAUGGGUAUCGUGAAGGUGCUAUGAAGUGCCAGCACUGUGACUAUCAUUGUGGAAACAAGGGGCUGAUGACCCACCAUGUGAAGGUACACACAUCUCAGUUUAAUCCUGAAACUGAUAUAGAUCCGGCUGCAGAGGAAGCAGAAAAAGCUGCCUCUCAUUCCAAACCACCACUCACAAAGGAGGAGGUUGAGGAACUGCAUGCUAAUAUUGCCAACAACCCAGACGCAGUUGCUCAUGCUGGAUUCAACUUACGCUACAAUGACCCUACCGGUGAACACAUCCUAGAACAUGCAAAAUACAAGAAAUGGUGUUGUGAAAAGUGCCCAUAUGCCACCACCAAACGAGGUCAGUUUGAGCGCCAUAUCAGUCUCCAUGGAAGCAAGCAGCGUUACCUUUGUGAGUACUGUGAUUACAGCGUCCCAGGAUACAACCUGUUGCUGCAGCAUAGAAAGCUGCAUUUGUUGCCCAAUCAGAACUUGCUGGCUGUCCAAUCCAUCACCAACUUGCAACAUCUCCCACAGAUGCCUGCCGACAUUCUGGUCGCCAGCACCUUAGAUCCCGGGGAUGCUGCAACUGGGCCUGGUGGCGUACACGAUUCAUGGGAUCUUCUAGAAAACAAAUUGGAUGAUGUCCUGGAACCAAAGAAACUGUAUAAGUGUGAUAGAUGCCCAUAUACUAACAUACGACGAGAUAACUUACUGACUCACCUGAAGUUCCACAUGAUACACAGUGAACUCAAGUGCCCCUAUUGUGACUACAGUGUUAGCAAGACGCAUCUGCUUAACCAGCAUAUCAAGGUGCAUUUUAACUUCAACAACAUAGAAUCCAAGGAAAAGAAUGACCAGGAUGAUGAAGACGCCCUUGAUGAUACAAGCGCUGUUGACAUGAGCCAGUCGGUCAAAGCAGAACCAGAGUUCAUUGACAUUUCAGAGUACAGUAAAGCAAUGAACUUGACCAAAACUUGUGAUGCUGCUGACAACACCAAUGACAAUGAAUUCAUCCCCGUUGAAAAAAUCCCAAUCCCAGAAAAACCAAAGCAAAGAGUGGCACCUACUGUGGAAGAUAAACCUAUUGGUGCAGCAGCUGUGUUUCAGAAUCUCAGUAAACCUCCUGUAGAUGGCGUAAAAAAGGAAGACAAGCUGGAGGGCCUUGAGACCAUGUGGAUAUGUCAGUAUUGUGACCGUGCUUUUCCUGCUUCUGAGCAACUUCUAAGACAUGAAAUGCAGCAUCUUGUAGGCAAUAAAUUCUAA